GGAGGAAGAGGUUAUUAUUUCCGUUGUGACGUAGGCACUUCGAGGCGAGUUCGGAGUCGGUUCCCAGGCACCAGCUAAACCAGACGUCUGCCUGAGCCCUUCGUGGCUAGUGUCAUCUCCUCGCUCGAAGAUCCUACCAACACCUUCAGGAUGAAUGACAGCAUCAUCAACUCUCUCGACAAAGAACAGCUCUGCGGACUCCGCAAGGCCUUCGACGCUUUCGACACGGACAAAAAGGGCGCCAUCAACGUGGAGACGAUCAGCACCAUCCUGAGAAUGAUGGGCGUCAAGGUGUCAGAGAAGAACCUGCAGGAGAUCAUCGCCGAGGUCGACGAGGACGGUUCCGGAGAGCUGGAGUUUGAGGAAUUCUGUGCCCUGGCCGCCAAGUUCCUGAUCGAGGAGGACGAGGAGUCACUAAAAGCAGAAUUAAAAGAGGCGUUUCGUAUAUACGAUAAACAGGGUGACGGCUACAUCACGACGAAGGUGCUGAAGGAGAUCCUACGAGAACUGGACAACAAACUCACCGAGGAGGACCUAGAUGGCAUUAUCGACGAGGUGGACGAGGACGGAUCAGGGACCUUGGAUUUCGAUGAAUUCAUGGCGAUGAUGGCUGGUUAAACCUUCCCUUUCCCUCCAUUUCACACUUUCCUUCUUGUCUUAUCUCACGGCCCUCGUAACCAGCUCCUGAUCAAAUCCACAUUCCCGUUCUCAAUUUCAGAGUUCAUGGAUAUGAUGACUGGUUAAUAAAUGCCACAAAAUGUCCAGCGUCUACUCCUAUUUAAUAAAUAAAUAAAUAUAUCAACAACAACAACAGCAACAUCCUCCAUCCAUCCAAUUAUCCACUCUUCCCAUACCAAAAGCAACAGGAAUUGUCCAGAAAUGCACGCAAGUCAUCUGCGUGAAAAUUAGUUUAGUCACCCCCCUCGCAUUCCUCAUCCUGACAUCUCGGCGAAAAAAAAACAACAGAAAACGGAACUCGGACUCCAUUGCCCCCCAAAAAUGUGAAAGAAAGAAAAAAUCAAUAAGAAAUUUUUUUGGUAUAAGGUUAUGCAAAAGGAAGAUAUAACAUCGUAGAAAAAGAUAAAAGUUAUAUCGUUGAAAAGAUGUAGACCAGUUUAAAAAAAAUCCUAUAUAUUUUGACGGAUUUUUUCGAGAACUCAGAAUCGUUUUUUCUUUAUCAUUAUUUUUUUCCCCUUUUUAAUCCAAUAGACAAGAGAACACUGUGGGGCGUUUUAUUUCAUCUAUUGUUUUAUUACUUAAAAAAACAGACUUUUUGAAUUAAUUUCUUCUUUUUUCUUUAUCUUUUUGCCAAGAACAUUUUGCAUUUUAUGAUUUUAUUCAUAUACUGAGAAGUAUAACAUCAUUAACCUAACUGAAGUGAGUUUUUUUUUAUUUAACUUACUGAUUUAGGAAUAUAUUUAUGUUGUCAUUAAAACAAGUGUUAUGUACGAUGUUUUUUUUUUCUUGACUUUGUGUUAACUAAAUGCUUAUAUAAGUGAUCUUGCUUUAUUGUUUAAGAUUUUAAAUUAAAACUGAACCAUUG
Messenger RNA from Penaeus indicus, 1543 nucleotides. Its product is annotated as troponin C, isotype gamma-like. The transcript is spliced from 6 exons. The coding region runs from base 151 to 618 and encodes 155 amino acids. Gene Ontology annotation, molecular function: calcium ion binding; enzyme regulator activity. Lineage: Eukaryota; Metazoa; Arthropoda; Malacostraca; Decapoda; Penaeidae. The record is from RefSeq and is a predicted model, not a curated record.